UAAACUAUAGUAGUAGAAAUUGUGGUAAUGAAGAAAUUGAAGUUUUCUAAUAGGAACCGGUCAAUCCAUGACGAAUUGUCAAAAGAACUUGUUUUGGCACCAUUUAAGAGGUUGUGGCGUUGCCCGUUAUUUAUCGGUCUAUUAUGUAAUUUUCCUAAUACUUAUGAAAAUGAUGUUUAUUAAGAAUCGAAAAUAACUUUAAGGGUUGAAAGGUAAAUAAAUGUAAAGAUGAUGGACUAGUUUUGCAAAUUCAAACAGGUGCCCCUGAAGAAGCAAAGCGAGAGAAAGCAACGUUCGAUCGAUCGAUCUUCUUCUUCUUCUUCUUCAUCUUCUCUCUGUUCAUCAAAACAUAAACAAACACCUUCCACAGAUUCUUCACUCUUCCAGGAUUGACUGAACUGUGAUGUGAUUUUGGUGGGAUUAGUUGCUUACAAUCUGAGCUUGAUCGACAGAGAACAUAAUUCAUAUGGGUACUUUGGUAAAUUGAUUCAUUGGAUGGGCAUUCUUAUGAUACCGCAAGGAUUAGUAGUAUACUAACAUGGUCCUUACUUGGUUCAGUCUUGGACAUAGUAACCCGUUAGGUGAAUCAAUAUGACACUCGAAGACUUCUUUACCGUAACCGAGUUAGAAAAUGGGCUCACAACUCCAACCAGAGUUAACGACCUCAUCACCGUUAUGCAAAACCAGAAAGAAUACACCGUGAAAAACGUUACUGAAGCAACCCAACAAUGGUCCGCUGUUGCAACCACCAUUGCAACCACCGAGAAUAAAGAGUGCCUUGAUCUUUUCGUCCAGUUAAAUGGACUCAGGUUCAUCGACAAAUGGCUCAAUGAUGCUCAAAAGCUUAUAGAUGAUAGCCAUGAUACUGGAAAUGGUGGUUUGGAAGAGUUAGUCAUUGCGUUGUUACGGGCACUCGAUAGGCUGCAGGUGGACCACCGUCAGUCUGUUGAUUCAGGCGUUGGGCUAACCGUGCAGGGUCUUCUUGAUCAUAGUAGUUUAGUGGUUCGGGAGAAAGCUAAAGAUCUUUGUGAUAGGUGGGCCCCGGUUCAGAAUAUCGAUGGAACAUCAACAGAUGUCAAUUCAGUUGAUAUAGUUCAACAAGAAAAUGUGGAACAACCGGCAUGCUCUGAUACCGUUCAACAAGAAACGGGUAAAGAAGAGAUAGUGGCACAGGAAGUAAUUAUGGAAUCUGGAACAGAAACGGAAAUGGAAACAACCAAGGUUGAAAACGAUAAAUCUGAAUCAGAAAGUAUACCUGCAAUGGAAGCUUCUGGUCCUUUGGAAGACGCCAAGGAGAAGCAGAAUGUUGACUCUCUGACUACAUCAUCUAGCCCUAUGGAGCACGAAACUUUGACUUCAAAUACCGAAGUUGACCAUGCUUUGGAGUCUGCUACAAAGACUGAAACAAUGGAAGACAAGAGUGACAAAGAUGAAGAGAUGGUGGACGGUGGGGAACCUGAACCUCAAUCUCAAUCUCCAGACCAUCAGAAUACAACAGUGGAAAUCAACACCACUAGCGGAAUUGAUUAUUCCGCUAGUGGUGACGGUGGUGACGGUGUUGGCGGUUUGCAGGAAUCGCCAGGUGCAGAGAACCCUAAAUCACCUUUAUCUAAAUCGUUAUCAAAUACAGAAAGUGAUGAAGAUGAAAAGAAAGAUAACGAGAGUGAUAAUGAUUCCGAGAGUCGUUCACCUAUAUCUAAACCGUCAAAGAAAAGUCAAAACGAUGAUUUGAUUACCAAGAGACCGUCUGAUAUGGAACUGGAUUAUGGAAUGGUGGAUCCGUUAGAGCUUGCUAGACAAGUUGCUAUUGAAGUCGAACUAGAAGUUGAUUCCCAGGAACAAAGUUGCAGUGUCAGUACUUCUACAAAUGAAAAAGAACAUCAAUCUACUGGGGGACCAGGUACCGAGGUUUCAUCUGGACCCGUACCCGCACCGGAACCUAUAAUUGAUUCGGAAACACUUGAUAACCCAGCUUCUCAAAUUACCAAGAUGGAAGAAUCGGGGCUUAAUUCCGAAAAGGGUUUUUCUGGGUUUGAUCUGAAUGAAGAAGUUUCUUUCGAUGAAACCGAAACGGACCGUCCAGUGGACCCGGACCUGCUUUUGACUCCAAUCGCGGUCGUUUCUGCUUCCAGGGCGGCUGCAGCAGCUGACGGACCACCUGUUGCUCCUUUGCAAUUCAAAGGUACUCUCGGCUGGAAAGGUUCAGCCGCCACUAGUGCUUUUAGACGGAUCCCUGAAGGUGAAAAGACAUUUUCGUCCUCGUCAAGCCACAGCAACUCGAACCAACGUGUGAACCACCGUUUUGAAUUUGAUCUAAAUGUGGCUGAAGGCAGUGAAGAUAAAUUCCAAGAUUUCUUAUCUCAAGACAAAAUCGAAGAGCCUUCGAAACUGCAGUUGGAUCUUAAUAGCCUUGGGGACAGUGAUGCUAGCAUUGUUACAUUGGAUUGGAAACGCGAUGUAUCCUCGUCAAUGCAGCCUUCUUUCAGAAACAUUGAUUUGAAUUUAAACAACCACUUGACAACUGUCACAACUUCAAAUAAUACGUCAGCUAAUAAUCCGUUUCUCGGUAAGUUACUCAACAACAAACGAGACGAAUCUGUUAUCUCCAUUUUCGGUACCCAAGUUGAGGUAAACCGCAAGGAUAAUAUUAAUAAUAUUAUUAAUAUUCCUCCCGCUCAGCCUAACGGAAGGAUUCUAGAACCUUCUGUAGACUUCAACUUGGGGAGACCCGGGUCGGGUUUAGGGCUCGGACCUUCCAUGCCCUACUCUAAUCUACCUGCCUAUGGUUACGGCCACAAUGGUUUUACAAUGGGACCCAUGUACGGCCCACCCGGUGCACCGAUCCCAUACAUGGUUGAUUCAAGAGGGGCCCCUAUCAUCCCACCCAUCCAGCCCAUCGCGUCCGGCUUUUCACAACCGACUCAGCCAUUCUUCUUCAACAUGGCUGCACCCGGUGCACCAUCUGGCUCAAAUGGUGCCGGCCCGUCUCGUAACAGUAACACGUUCGAUCUGAACCCUGGUUUCAUACCCGAACGGGGAAAUCGUGAGAAUAACAAUAACAACGGAGGGUUGAGACAGUUUUUCAAUCACAAUCAAGCUUCUUCUUCGAGUUCUGUUAUUGGAGGGAAACGCGAACAACCUGAUGGCGGAUGGGAUUUGUUUCCGAUUAACUAUAAGCAUCAACAACCACCAUGGCAGUAGAGGUUUGUUUGUCGUUGUUAUUCAUCUUGAUCUGGCCCCUUCUCUCGUUUUAUCAGUUUUUAUUGCCGUAGUUUUAUAGAGUAGGCUAGCUGUUAACUUUAGUUGGAGGGAUGCUAGUUCGAUUCGAAUAAAACGACUCGUUGUUAUGGUGUUGGAAAGCGGGGGGUGGGGGAAGCAGGUGUAAUCAAUCUUAUUCAUGAGGAGAUUAAUUGGGAAAAGAAAGUAGGUUCACAGUGAUUUAUUUGUUUUCAGAACUUUGUUUACAUAGAGUUGUAAUUUCUUCAACAUAAAUAUCAAAGAAAUUUAGAGAAGUGGUCUUUUUCCAUCA
Messenger RNA from Helianthus annuus (common sunflower), 3529 nucleotides. RefSeq lists its product as uncharacterized. NCBI's taxonomy places the organism in Eukaryota, Viridiplantae, Streptophyta, Magnoliopsida, Asterales, Asteraceae. The record is from RefSeq and is a predicted model, not a curated record. The transcript is spliced from 3 exons. The coding region runs from base 592 to 3201 and encodes 869 amino acids.